Molecule: messenger RNA, 2962 nt
Organism: Galleria mellonella (greater wax moth)
Lineage: Eukaryota; Metazoa; Arthropoda; Insecta; Lepidoptera; Pyralidae
Gene: Axud1
Exons: 2
Coding region: 571-2847 (758 amino acids)
Biological process (GO): regulation of transcription by RNA polymerase II
Cellular component (GO): nucleus
Molecular function (GO): DNA-binding transcription factor activity, RNA polymerase II-specific; sequence-specific DNA binding
Source: RefSeq, a predicted model, not a curated record
CUACUAAAUUCAGAAGACCCCAUAUCGCAUGCUGUUAUAGCGCACUGGCCGAACGUUGUAAUAUUCCGGAUAAAAACUUGCCUGCGUCGUUCGAGUCGUCCAACGCGAUUACACGAGGUGGGAACUGUGAGAUCGGUAUGGUAAAAGUGGCCUCUCAGUGCGAGUAUAUUUAUCUUAAAUAAUUAUAGAUAACGUUUUCUUCUAGUGUAAUGAUUUACCAAUACUGUGGUCAUUGGAACUAAACCGAAAUUCAAUAAUAAAAACGUCAAGAACAGUGCUGUCAAAAUACAGUGAAAAUAAAUAAAUAGGACUGAAAUACAACGAAGCACAAAACGCGAAGUUUUAAAGUGAACCAUAUUGUGUGCUGACAUUAGUGUGACUUUGGUUUGUGGGACGUGAGUUUGAUGACCGAAUUGUUUAAAGAAAUUAUGAUUGCAUUAUAAAGGCGAGUAGUGAUCAGAGUAUAGAAUAUUUGUAAUUGCUAUAAUCAAAAUGGAUUGGAGAACUCGGAAACCAGGCCCUAAACACCGGUGAAGACGUCGAGGCCACGGCCUUUUGAAAUAGGUAAUCAUGGAUAGAAUGAAUAGUAAUCCAGAAUCAACUUAUGCUGAUGGUUCUGAAGAACAAGUUUCGAAUUUGAAUACCAUCAGUGCUACAGAUAUAGACAACGUAACAAAGAAUAAAGAACAAGAGACAUUUUCUGUGAAAGAUGAGAAAAGUAGUGACAGUGACUCUAACAGUGAGGACGUGAGUUCUAAUGAUGAGCAAAAUAAUGUAAAUAGCGGUACUAACUCUCAGUUUUAUGAGAGUAGUGAUAGUAAGAUAGAUUACGCUGUAAAAAUAGAUGAUAGUGAUACUUUAAGCGAUAUAGAGGAUAUAAAGACAGACACAGCCUCUGCUGAUAGUGAAGAUUCUGCGCUAGGUAGCCUGCCGCCAGAUAGUAUACCUAAUGAUAGAGAAGAAGAAGUUCAAGAUCGCUCUGAUGGUAGCGACUCAGGUCUUGGAUCGGAAACAAAUGAAGAUUCUAAAAUACCUAGUUUUAAUCUCUCUCUCCCGUGUACAAGUGGUUUGAAUAAUAGCUCAUUAAACAAUGCGGAACAGAAAGAAGAAAAUCCAGAUGAAAUAAAAAAUGACAAAUCAGAUAUUGGUAGCCAUAAAUUAACUUCUCUUCAAAUAAAAACCCCCCAGAAAAGUAGCCUCAAAAGAAAACAUAAAGAAGAGACUGAAGAUGAACCACAGGUUAAAAGAAAGAAGGAAAAUAUCCAUUUUGACAAUGUCACAGUAUAUUAUUUUCCUAGAGCACAGGGAUUCACAUGUGUUCCUUCUCAAGGCGGUUCAACUUUGGGUAUGGAAUGGGAGCAUACACAUAUACAACAAUUUACUUUGACUGAACAUGCAUUAGAACAAAGACGCCUACACAGACAAAUUUUACAGCAGUUAAAGAACGAGCGACACUCUAUACAAGGGACAUCACUUUCAUCCAGUGAAGACAGUGAUACAGAAGAGGAAACUAGCGAUAUAUCUGAAUCAGAAUUAGACCUAGAUAGCUACUACUUUCUCCAGCCCAUACCAACCCGACAAAGACGAGCUUUGCUCCGUGCAGCUGGUGUCCGAAAAAUUGAAGCCUACGAAAAAGACGAGUGUAGAGACAUAAGAACUUCACGUGAAUUCUGUGGUUGUGCUUGUAAAGGUGUGUGCAAUCCAGAGAACUGUUCGUGUAGUUUGGGUGGUAUAAAAUGUCAAGUUGACAGAUUAAAUUUUCCAUGCGGAUGUACCAGAGAUGGAUGUGGCAACACUACUGGUCGAAUAGAGUUUAAUCCAAUUAGGGUUAGAACUCAUUUCAUUCAUACACUUAUGAGAUUAGGUCUUGAAAAAAAGAAUGAAGAAAAUCAAGCUGCAACUAAAAAGCAGUGGGCAGAAUCACAUAACGCUAAUUCUGUCUCAUGUAUAUCGAGCACUUCAUAUGAUCGAGAACGUUGUAUGAAUCAUGAAGAUGGUUUAUUACGGGACGUCAACUUAACACCAAGGGUGGAAGUUGAAUCUUGUGUAAAUACGGGGAGUUUUAAUAAUGUUCAUUGUAAUAUGAAUAACGCUGCAGUUCAUAGCAAUAUGCAAGAUGACCUGUCAUACGGUUACAUAAAUGAUAAUUCUGUUCACAGCAACAUAAACGAAAAUAGCAUUACGCAUUAUGAAAAUACGAAUAAUCAUCACAGUCACACGGGACCCUAUACAUCCAAUAUACUGCAGGGAAAAGGUCCGCCUUAUGGCACAGCAAAUACUAUGGGUUUUAAUGCCAUGUCAAAUAACAUGCAAAGGUUUCAAUGUGAUAUUAAUUAUGCAUAUGAUCAACAUGCAGAAAACCAUCACUUUAAAGGUUUGCAGAGCUUUUCGGCAUCCAGUUUCGAAGAAUUCGCUCAUAAUUCACAAAUGAGUAUGUUUAGUCACUACGGACAUAUGUAUGUCCCUGAGUACUUACAUAAACCAAAUGUAAAUAUAAACGAACAUAAUUCAUUACAAUAUCAACACGCCAUGGCUCAAAAUCAUUACGAUGCAUACAAAACUGCUACAGAGUGUACAAAUUCAGAAAACAAAAAUGAGGCGCAGUACACCACUUUGUUGUCAUCGCCGUAUCAAAGUAGCAAUAAGUUGCAACAUGCCGAAAAUGAUCAAAAUUGGUUCAGUCACAAUACCCUAUUGAGCUUGGACCACUCGGAUCACGCUACUCAAGAUGCUUCAGAAUUGCAAACUCAACCCGUUGAGGUGCCCACAGAAAGUAGCACUUCAGAACCCACAGAAAAUUUCGGAGAGCUAAUAAAGAAAACUAUGGUAGAAUCUGUUAUUGUGUAGAUGAAUUAAUUGUUGUCUUUUAAUCGUAAUAUUGAAUUAUCAUGUUAUUAAAUUUUUAAUUAUAUUAAUUGGAACUUCAAAGUGUACUUUUAACUAAAUAUACUCCUCUUAGUUA